Molecule: messenger RNA, 2002 nt
Organism: Liolophura sinensis
Lineage: Eukaryota; Metazoa; Mollusca; Polyplacophora; Chitonida; Chitonidae
Exons: 10
Coding region: 400-1815 (471 amino acids)
Source: RefSeq, a predicted model, not a curated record
CAGGGAAUUUACUGAAAACAUCAGGACUUUCUGAUUGAAAACAGACUCUUUCACUCUGAUUUUGGGAAGACAUUUUGGUUUUAAAUCUCACUUUGCUAAAGAAAUAUAAUGCAAAGUGACAAUAAUUGUCUUCAAGCAGUGACUAUCCCGAGAUCUUUUUCUGGCCAGCUCAACCUGACAAAGUUACUUUCAGCGCUUGUGAUUGGCUGAGUUCAUAAGGGCUUCUACAACAUGGCUACUCAGAGUGAAUUGUCUGUCAGUGCCACAUCCUCAUUGUUGAACUUCAUCUUCUCCGUUUUCAAGACUUUCUGUGAUAACUGUGUCCUAUAUCAUAUUUUCUGUGUAUAUAUAUAGUGACAAACUUUAUGUUCGAUUAAAGGUGAAAUACAGAAUUUGUAAAUGUUUUUUUCAGACUGCCGUUCCAAAGUGAUACUAUUUCAAAACCCUGUGCAAGCCUUUUGGGAGUGUUUCGAGGCAAUGGUGAACACUCUGUAUUUACAAGUUGUACUUUUGUUUCAAUCUGAGGAAACAAGCAAUUUUCGACUAGGCCGAGAGUACAUCAUACUACGCAAUCCUACCAUGUUGGAGAACAUCAUGUGGUAUGACGGGACACCUAUGUGGGUGCGAGUGGCAUUGGACCGCGUGAAUGGACGACUAUUUGGGCUGUAUAAGGUGUCCUUAACUGACCUUCUGUUAAGAUGGCUACCAGAGAUAGUCCUGGCCACUUUUCAGACUCUGGAUCCAAAGGUGUAUGGGAUCAUGGCUAAGAAGGAACAGGGAGACGUGUACCUUUUCCUUAGACUCCCAGAACAAGGGAAGGAAUCUUUGAGAAUGUGCUUGUCACGCCGUAAUGAGGAUAUGAAUAUUAUCAGAGACCUGACGGCCCGGCUGUUUGCCGAAAUCGCAAGGUAUCACAGGGCAGGGGUGGCCAAUCUUGGCAUUACUGAGGACGCCGUGUCUGUCAUCAGUGGGGGUUUCCUCCGUGUCGUAUUAGGAAGUCUGAGUCAUGCGAUGUUUCGAGGAUUCGCUCCUGGGUUUGAGGAGGCAAAACUCAGAGAUGUUGAGAGGGCCAAAAGUAUAAUUCUGACUUACCUCAGCAGGCUGCCAUCCAGGUGCCCCUUGUGUUGGGUCCUCCUUACCCCAAACUGUACAGCCAUAAACAUUUUGAGCAGAAUUCAUUUAUUAAAGCCAACCCAGGAGGUUUCAUAUGAUCUAGCCACAGAUGGGCCAGGUUUUUUUAUGUCAGAUGAUCCACAGAGAUUUCUUUCUGGACCACAGCAGCUGGCACUGACUAGUUGUGACCAGAAUGCCCGUGGUACAGGCUCUCCAACCCAGCCCAUCUCACCCCACAUGAGAGUCAGAGAAUCUGGAGAAAAUGUGGGAACGCGUGAGGAAGAGCGUUGGGAGCAGCGGCGGCAACGGCAAUCGGCUCUUCCCGAAUCUGCACUGCAAGCUGAAGACAUUCGAAGCGUAAACCCAGUGUCUUCUCCCUCAAAAAAUACAAGCUCUAAAUGUCUAACAGCAAACCUGCCUGUCGUGGAGAGCAAGGGAUUCCCGCAGACCCCAGUGGCUGAGGAGCUGACCGACAUAUCCGAGCAGGGGUCAAGCGGAGGCGCAGCGGCUAUUUCUAAUAGUGAGCAGAGAGAGCUGAUUAGUGAUGAGGCAGUAGAUAUUUCUGCAGACCUGGAAGACCUAAAAACUGAAGACGUGCCUGUCACUAUCAGCAUUCCCAGACAGGUGACUUUGGCAGAUUCUGGUGUGGGCGCAGACAUGGCCGGCGAUGAUGAUGAUGACGACGGUCAUCCUCCUGACUGAGUACGUGAGCUAACUCUUACUUCUUUGCCUAUAAAGUCAGGGGCACAUUAGUGGAAUAUGAACUUUACCACAGAUUUAAUACGCUGGUGACAUUCAUAGUAUAGUCACAGAUACACUAGACAGAUUUUUCCCAUCCCUCGUGGUCAGUAAGGUAUGUCAUGUGACCUAGUAUGUAAUGUAGUAAGAA